Molecule: messenger RNA, 1011 nt
Organism: Coccomyxa subellipsoidea C-169
Lineage: Eukaryota; Viridiplantae; Chlorophyta; Trebouxiophyceae; Coccomyxaceae
Exons: 6
Coding region: 1-1011 (336 amino acids)
Biological process (GO): plant organ development
Cellular component (GO): chloroplast inner membrane
Source: RefSeq, a predicted model, not a curated record
AUGCAGCUAGGCUCCCCACAGCGCAGCAACGCCAGCAGGGCAGACAAUCUGCCCUGCACAGCCACUGGUGGCGGUGGGGGUGCGGGGGACAAGGGACCCCCCGGUGGCAGCGGCGGCGGAGGUGAGGGCAAUGGAGAGGGUGACGAUGGGGAUGAGCUGCUCUCCAAGAAACAGGCAGAAGAGUUGGCGGCUGCAAGGGGGGUGGAGCUGCCGGCCGACUUCCUGGAGGCGGCGGCUGGGGAGGGGCUGCGCAGGAGUGCCCUUGUGGCCUACCUGGCGCUGCAAGGAGCCCUGUUCAACGGCUGGCUCUCUCGUCUGCUUCCAGCUUUCCGCAACCGCCUCAUCGCAGAUCCCCGAUUCUUCUUCAAGAUUUUUUCGGAGGUGGCGAUAGAUACUGGCUGCGCGACGGUGGCGGAGGUGCGCAAGCGAGGGGACGACUUCUGGAACGAGUUUGACUUCUACCUGUCCGACCUGAUCGUGGGCUGCGUGCUCGACGUUGUCCUGGUCACCCUUCUUGCCCCUGUGGCCGUCAUCGGCAAGCACUCCCGCGCUGCCAAAGCAACAGGCAUGCAGAAGGUAUUGGCGCGCAUUCCAAGCGCGGUAUUCGCACCGAGCCCGGCUGGCGCGCCGCGGUAUACUGUGCUGGACCGCUCUGCCUGCCUGGGCAUCAAGUUCCUGGAGUACAGCCUGGCAGGACUUUUGUGCGGCUUCGCCGGCCAGGGCAUUGCCAAUGGCCUCAUGCAGCUGAAGCGAAACGUGUCUGGUGUGGUUGAGGGCUGCGUGGACAUCCCUCCUGUGGGCAAGACUGCCCUCACCUGGGCCUUCUUUAUGGGCACAUCCUCCAACGUCCGAUACCAGAUUGUGUACGGCAUCGAGCACUUGGUGGACGUGACAGUUGCAAAGAAAGUCCCGGCGAUGGCCUAUGCAACAACGCUCAUUGUGCGCUUCAUCAAUAACAUCAUUGGCGGGGAGAAUUUCAUCGAUAUGGCGCGAUGGACUGGCAUUCAGUAG